AUGUUGAAGAAAGUUGAUCCAACAAAUUCAGUAUUGGUGGCAUACUUGCAACAUGUUAAUCCUUCAGUCGAAACUGGGAUUUUACUGAAAAUAAGUGGUGAAGGUUCAUCCAAGAAGUCAAAGAAGGGAGAUGAUAAUGUUGUUCCCGAAAGCCCCAAGAAACAAGCUAAGUCUACGUCUCCUAAGAAGAUUGCAAACGAAACUGAGAAGCCUAAGGAGAAGGUUGUUCCUGACUCUUCGAGGGAAUUGAUUCCUUCGAAAUCUGGUGUGUUCAAAAGAUUAAGUAAUUUCUCUUUUAAGAAACGAACUUCAUCAGAAGAUCAAUCUCCAACUAUUCGCAAACCUCAUCUAAACAGAAAAGGAGUGAAAGUUCGUGAGAUUCCUGCACCAGUUUCACCAUCAUCCAAGAAGCAAGGAGUUGAGGAUAUGGUGAAGCAUAUCAAUAAGAAGAGAAAGAAAUGA
This is a messenger RNA of Lactuca virosa, 462 nucleotides long. The record is from the annotation of a GenBank genome assembly. NCBI's taxonomy places the organism in Eukaryota, Viridiplantae, Streptophyta, Magnoliopsida, Asterales, Asteraceae.